This is a messenger RNA of Racocetra fulgida, 735 nucleotides long. The record is from the annotation of a GenBank genome assembly. NCBI's taxonomy places the organism in Eukaryota, Fungi, Glomeromycota, Glomeromycetes, Diversisporales, Gigasporaceae.
AUGUCUGACUUUGAUGAUAAGCAGAGUCAACUUUCGGCCCUUUUCAAAGAUGCUAAUAAAACAAGUUUACAUGAUGCUCUAAAACGCGCAAAGGGUGACUUGGAUCGUGCGGUGAAUAUCUAUUUAGAUCAGGAGAGACGCAAACGACCAUUGAAACAGCCAAAACUAGAGCAUUUUUUUGAUAACGUGUCUAAAAAAAUCAAAUUAAAUGAUUGUGAUAUCCACUCAACCGGUGAAGAAACGAAAAAAAUUAUGCAAAAUGACAACUUUCCAACAGAGACUGCUAUAAUUCAACAAACUUCAAUUAAAAAAGUUAACCCGAAUGACGCAUUUAAGUGGCCUUCUUUAACAAAUUCAUACAAUUUAAAAAAACCACGUAGAAUUAUUCAACCUGUAUUAAAAUUAUUCAGACCGCAAGAUAUCAGUGAAAAAACACCAUGUACACUUAUUCACGAUGUGCUACCCAAGGAAUUGGCAAAUUCUUUAUUAAAAGUUAUGCUUAAAGAGUCUGAGACAUGGCAUCGAAGUCAAUGGUGGUUAUUUGAGCGGAUGGUUACCUCUCCACGCACAUCAUCUUUUUACAUUUCAAAUGAAGUCAAGAACACUUAUGAUGGUGAUGUCUAUUUUAACGGUAAAAAAACUUCGAAUGCGCGACAGUUUUUACCAGAAAUGGAAGAAGCAAGAAAGAUCAUAAUGAACAUUGUUAACGAAAAACGCAAGAAAAAAGUGAUGUAA